CCACCGAGUUAAAAUACGCACAUGAUAGCAUUAAAGCGGUGAAAAAUGAUCUUAAACAUGCACUCGAACUGAAUGCCCAUCUUGAAAAAGAACUUGAGAAAGCACAAAAGACUGCACGUGAAAAUGCGGAUUCUGUUAAAGAUAUACAGGAGAAAUUACAGAAACUUUCAAAGGAAAAUACUACCUUACAGGAAGCUUUGCGUGAAGCUAAUGCUAAUUAUGCAAUCAGUGCUAAGGAUUUUGAUGAUAAGCUCUCAAAGUCAACAGAUGCAAUCAAGAAAAAUCUUCAACAAAAACUAGAAGAAAAUGAGCAAUUGCAAUCAAUAUCAGAACAACUUAGUGAAGAGCUGACAAAGUUGCGAGAAGAACUAUCACAAUGUACCGAACAAGUUGAUGACCUCAAAAAGCAGCUUGCAGCUGCAAGAGCUCCAUUAGCUAUACGUACAAGUAUUCGAAAGGACGAUAGCCGACCUUCAUCGCCGUCACCUUCAUUAAGGACAUUAAGUCGAUCUAAUUCUACUCAUAAUUCAUUAUCAGACCUUCUAUCUGAUAUGGAAGGACGAACAUCCAUGGUAUCGAAUUCAGCGCUAGAAUCAGCUGAUAAGGAAAAGGAUUAUAUAAUGAAGUUAAAACAUAUGGCAGAAAUGUUAAACGAAAGUGAAUCACAAGUACAGAAAUUACUUGAGCAAGAAAAGUUUUUGAAGGAAGAAAUCAGGAAAUUAGAUCGUUUAGAAAAACGGCAAAAUUUAAACGUGGAAUAUUUAAAGAAUGUUGUACUUAAAUUUUUUGAAACCAAUCCUAUGGAUCGUGAGCCAUUAGUCCCUGUUAUAUCAACAAUAUUGCAGUUAAGUCCAGAGGAAACGACGAGCCUAAAGGAGAAUGCAAUACAUAGUCCUUCUAGCCCAGUUGUAUUAGG
This is a messenger RNA of Racocetra persica, 916 nucleotides long. The record is from the annotation of a GenBank genome assembly. Lineage: Eukaryota; Fungi; Glomeromycota; Glomeromycetes; Diversisporales; Gigasporaceae.